GAAAUCGAUUAAUUUCCAUUUUUAUCGACAUACAACACGCAGUGUCGAAGAACACGAAGAAUUUGUUCAUGAACAAUCUUCGGCAAUCAUGACAAAUGUUGUAAUAUGCGCUAACGCAUACCAAUUGAUAGAGUCUGUUGUACAAAGAUAAAGUGAUCCCACACGUUGAACUUACACACAUUUCAUUCAUCAUCUUCGCACGAAGUUAAUUCAGUCAGCUCAAUCGGUUCGAAAAUUUGGUAUGUAUGUAGGCAGACUUUCUCCGGGUGAAAUGAGUUUGAAGAGAGGGGGGCGCGACCUUGUUAGAGGGAGGUUGGCUUGGCACCUGCGCAGUAUCCACUUGUCAUUCUCCCACCGCCGCGAGCGCACCGCCGCGACCGCACAUUGCCGCGACUCCCGCGCACGUGCGCAAACAUUUUUUAUACCUAAACUUUUUUUUUAAAUCUCUGUGCAACGGUUUUAGUGCGAACUGUGUUGUGAUUGGAACAUUGCUUCUUGACUUUUGAUUGCUGUUCGCUGGUUCUGUGUUCGGUGAUAACGUUGAGGAUGCGGCUACGAGGACUGUGUAUAGGCGUACUGCUCAUAUUACACAUGAGCGGCGCACUCAGUGACCAAUCUUCGAACGAGAGCGGCGGUGGUGGCGGAGGCGCUGGAUCUGACACCAGCAGCGCUGCCGAGCCUUCUGGGGAUCAGCUAGCUAUGGAAUCUUCCGAGAGAGACACCCCUAGCCACGCUUACAAUGGACCGCCCCCACCAGCACCACCACCCCACAACCGGAGGCAGAACCCACCACAUCAUCAGGCUCAUCACCCAUUAGGCAUGCCUAGAAUCACGAACCACCAUCAGAUUCAUUCGAAACCGUUUGCGUUGGGGCCUCCAGUGAAUCACCACAAAAACGAUGUCGGGCCUGGCUUCCGAGGGCCGCCACCGCCGCCCGCACCCCCGGCUGACGCCCAGACCGCCGCUAGCGAUAAGGUGUUCAGCGGAGCCGGUGACGUCUGGCCAGCACCAGCACCCGACAUGCCCAAAAUCGUCUCUCUUGAUGUGAAGUGCGAGAAAAACGCAAUGAGAGUUUUCCUCAGCUUCGACAAACCGUUCUUCGGUAUCGUGUUCUCAAAAGGACACUACUCCAACCAUCAAUGCGUGCAUCUUCCUCCUAACCUAGGAAGAACUUCAGCGUCGUUCGAAAUCGGAGCCCAUGCUUGUGGAACCGCAGGCAGUGGAGACCCGAGAUACAGAGGAGACGUAGCAGCUGCUGGCACUUACUUCGAGAACGUUAUUGUCAUACAAUACGACCCUCAAGUGCAGGAGGUUUGGGAUCAAGCACGAAAACUCCGAUGCACAUGGCACGACCAAUAUGAAAAGGCCGUCACAUUCCGUCCGUUCCCAGUAGAUAUGUUAGAUGUUGUACGAGCUGACUUUGCCGGAGACAAUGUUGGUUGCUGGAUGCAAAUUCAAGUAGGCAAGGGACCUUGGGCUUCUGAAGUAUCAGGAUUGGUGAAGAUUGGUCAAACAAUGACGAUGGUUCUUGCGAUUAAGGAUGACGACACUAAAUUCGAUAUGUUAGUCCGAGACUGUGUAGCUCACGAUGGUCAACGCGCUCCUAUACAAUUAGUCGAUAGGCGAGGCUGUGUUACCAGACCGAAACUGAUGUCCAGAUUCACAAAGAUUAAGAACUUCGGAGCUAGUGCAAGUGUACUGUCAUACGCUCACUUCCAAGCCUUCAAGUUCCCUGACUCGAUGGAAGUCCACUUCCAGUGUACUAUCCAGAUUUGCAGAUACCGUUGCCCCGAACAGUGUUCCGACGGAAACCCGAACGUGAUUGCUCCUCACGCUGAGUACGGGCCACCUCAGAUUGACGCCUACCAACAAGUCGGUAUUGAAGCAAGACGUGACGAGAGGCGAGUCAGGAGGCAAAGGAGAGCGACUUCCCCUGAAAAGGAAGUUGGCGUAAACCGAGUGAUUCGUGUGGUAUCAGCUGGCGACUUGAAUAUGGAUACUUCAGAAGAAACCGCUGCUCCUAAAGUUAUUCCCACGCCUGGUCUCGUUUGUAUGACAACUCCUGGAUUUGCUGCUACACUGGGAGCUCUUCUAGCUACGUUAUUAUGUUCGUGCGCUGUGUCAGCGGUUCUAUUCCUAAAGUUACGGCCUCUAACCAAUCUGAAGAAGAAGACAGCCGCCGUGACGACGAUAGCCAGGCCGCACCCACCCACCGCACAUGUAAUUUCAAAAAGCCGCUUCUACUCGUAACGGACGGUAUAAACCUAAUUUGUACAUAGUGUGAUGAGACUGAAGUAUAUAGACCAUGCCAAUUAUUUAUUUGCGUGUUAUAUGUGUGCUCAAAUGAAUGUAGUUAAUCUGGGAACCCUUAUUUAGUAUUAAUUCAAACUACUUUAAGGUUAACAAAUCCGUUGAACUUCAGUUAAAUCGUAUUGAUUCCUAUUGAAACAGUUGAGUUGACAUUUAAUUCAGCCGUUUGUUUCAGCUUGUGGUUGACUUUGUAAGGUUGUUGAAUUAUUGUUUUGUUUCACGAUGCGAUGUUAGAACAAAUUAUAAACACAAAUUGUAGUAUUAAAAUAUUGUAAGUACAAUCUUCUGUUACCUCUUUUCGAAUGUAUGUUCGAAGUAGGGGCAACGGAAAAUAUAUUAUACGAAAUAUCAGCUUAGGUGAACCGCUAGAUUGUAAUUUAAAAUAACUUGUCAUUAGUAUUAAUAUAUUUAUUUUUAAUUAAGUCUUAGUCAUUAUUACGAGUACGUAUAGCGAUUUAUUUAUUUUUAUACCACCUGAGUACCUCUUCUUCUUAUUUUAUUGUUUUUCCU
This is a messenger RNA of Trichoplusia ni (cabbage looper), 2820 nucleotides long. RefSeq lists its product as uncharacterized. The transcript is spliced from 4 exons. NCBI's taxonomy places the organism in Eukaryota, Metazoa, Arthropoda, Insecta, Lepidoptera, Noctuidae. Bases 547 to 2250 code for a protein of 567 amino acids. The record is from RefSeq and is a predicted model, not a curated record.